Messenger RNA from Apodemus sylvaticus (European woodmouse), 729 nucleotides. Its product is annotated as very-long-chain (3R)-3-hydroxyacyl-CoA dehydratase 2-like. Lineage: Eukaryota; Metazoa; Chordata; Mammalia; Rodentia; Muridae. The record is from RefSeq and is a predicted model, not a curated record. The transcript has a single exon. Gene Ontology annotation, cellular component: endoplasmic reticulum membrane. Gene Ontology annotation, molecular function: 3-hydroxyacyl-CoA dehydratase activity. Bases 203 to 634 code for a protein of 143 amino acids. Gene Ontology annotation, biological process: sphingolipid biosynthetic process; fatty acid elongation; very long-chain fatty acid biosynthetic process.
UCUACAAUGUGGUGAUGACGGCGGGUGGCUGGUGAUAGCAGUUGGGCUGGUGAGAGCAUACCUGGCUAAGGGGAGCUACCAUAGUCUUUAUUAUUCAAUAGAAAAACCUUUGAAGUUCUUCCAAACAGGAGCCUUACUGGAGAUUUUACAUUGUGCUAUAGGGAUCGUGCCAUCUUCUGUUGUCCUGACUUCUUUCCAGGUGAUGUCAAGAGUUUUCCUAAUAUGGGCAGUGGCACAUAGUGUCAAAGAGGUGCAGAGUGAAGACAGUGUACUUCUGUUUGUUAUUGCCUGGACAAUCACAGAAAUUAUCCGUUACUCCCUUUACACAUUCAGUCUGUUAAACCACUUGCCUUACAUCAUCAAAGGGGCCAGGUACACACUUUUCAUCGUGCUUUACCCAAUGGGAGUGACAGGAGAGCUCCUCACAAUAUACGCGGCCCUGACCUUUGUCCCACAGGCUGGCCUGUACUCCAUCAGCUUACCUAACAAGUACAACUUCUCCUUUGACUGCCAUGCAUUCCUGAUUCUGAUCAUGAUCUCCUACAUUCCACUUUUCCCCCAGUUGCACUUCCACAUGAUACACCAGAGAAGAAAGGUCCUUUCUCACACCGAAGAACACAAGAAGUUUGAGUAGCUCUCCACAGCACCCCAAACCAAACUUUUCAAUGAUCAAAAAAUGCUGCAGCCUUUUUGAGUUCCCAAUAAGAACUAUUUUUAAAAUAUUAAAUA